GUGAGUUCUACGCGAGCUGUAAACGACCUACUAACUAAUUGGCUAUAGGAAGGUGAUUCAAAAUGAUGUUCAUUAGGUGCCCCCAAACGGUGAAUGUACUGUAGCGAUGAGCCGAGAGAGCCGUGCGUUCCCCGGACUCAAGGGCAUUCCCAUCCGUCGCUCAUUUGACGAGAUAUGUCCGAAGCCUGUCUUUGCUCCUGACGAUGCCCUUCUCGUAAAAGGAACAACAAGAGUGUGUGAUGCGACGCUGAUUGAGUACUUCGUCAAGACUGGUUGCCGAGAUGCCAAAAGUUCCUCAACAAGACGUCGAAUAUCUUUGGGUGUGGCUACCAGUCAACUACGAUUGGUUUCGCAUGUGCAUAUCUAUGUGAAUGGCCCAAAACAGAAGUUUAUAAACGAGCGCGACCAGACAUGGGCAGCUUUUCUCUUGCUGGUCAUCGCCACACGCGUGCAUCACCUGUGUUGUCUCUCACUUCGACGAUGUUUCAGGUGACAGCAUGGAUUUCAACCGUUCUUCUCACCCGGCCGAUUCCCGGACAAAACUUUAUCGGCGAUCUGACUUGCAUGCAUCUGACAGUUGAUUGAUGGACGAUUUAACCAUCAAGGUGAAUGGAAGAAGUGCAUUUUAGCCGUGGUGGUGAAGACGCCCAACCAAAAGGGGAUUAGUGUUGACUCUAUGGCCUAACGGACUUCCCCAGGCUUAGAUUGAACCUUGGAAAGUAGCAGCGACGUGACUUUUGCCGGCGCCGUCAAUUUAAUUCUCGAAAAACCUCGGAAAUACCGGGUUUCUGUCCUUUGCUUAGCAUCACAUUGUCAUUUAUCGGACCAAUUGCCAUCCUCUCCGCUAGAUACACGCUUCAAUCGCUAUCCAUCAUGGGCGCAUCUCCACGUAGCGCCCUAUCGUGGCUUGUCGCUACCGCCGCCUUUGCGCCUCACGCGCUGGCUAUUCCCAAAACAACCGUGGACUUGGGAUACACCAAAUAUGUCGGACAAGAGCUUUCCAACGGCAUCACUCAAUGGCUUGGUAUGCGCUAUGCUGCGGCGCCCGUGGGUAAGCUUCGCUUUACGCCGCCGGAAGAUCCCCCGCACACUGGCACGACAGAGCAAGCAAACAAGCAUGGAAACAUCUGCCUCUCAACCGGGCAGCUUAAAAAGCAAGCCAACCAUGGCGAAGAUUGUCUAUUUGUCGACGUUCAAGCCCCUACUAAUGCUACUGUUAUCUCCAAGCUUCCCGUCUUUGUCUACAUUCACGGCGGUGGCUUCAACACCAACUCGAACCCAAAUGUCAAUGCCUCGGGUCUUAUCCCCGCUGCAGAUUAUGACAUGGUCUUUGUGUCGUUCAAUUAUCGCGUAGGCCCGUACGGCUUCAUCUCCGACGGCGGCAACAAGAUCACGGCCAACAACGGGCUACGAGACCAGCGCAAGGUUUUUGAAUGGGUGCAGAAGAACAUUGCAAAGUUUGGUGGUGACCCAAAACAUGUGGUGAUUGGAGGAAGCAGUGCAGGUGCCGAAAGUGUCACUAUCCAUCUGACAGCAGACAAUGGCAAAGAUCGCGGCCUCUUUAUCGGUGCAACAGCCGAGUCCCCCUCUUUUGCCCUCAUGCUUACCGAAAAGGAAGCGGAGUACCAGUACCGCUCUUUUGCUACACGAUUUGGAUGUGUAGGCAAAGACAGUCUAUCGUGUCUUCAAAGCAAGACCGAAGACGAGCUGCAGGCGCAAAACUACAACAUCCCCUUCCCUGGCGGCAAUAAGCCCCCCGGCUACAUGUGGACUCCCCUCAUUGAUGGCGAGUUUGUCCCGGACUACACUUACAACCUUCUUGACCAGGGCAAGUUUAUCAAAGUACCAGUGAUCUACGGCGACGACCAGAAUGGCGGAACGAAGUUUGUCCCACAAUCAACAGCGACACAAGCGGAAGGCAACAUGUACAUGCUCGACCAAUAUCCCUUCUUCACCCUCGAGCUACUUGAGGAGAUGAACAGCCUCUACCCCAACACCAACAUGAGCUGCACUAGUGGUGAUAAGGGCUGUUUCUGGCGUGAAACAAGCAACGCAUACGGUGAAUCUCGCUACAUGUGCCCAGCAAUGGCUGUUGGUACAGCCAUCUCAGGCUACGGCGUCCGCAAUAGCUACCAGUAUCUCUGGAACGUGGAAGAUCCCGACGAGAUCGCUCAAGGUCUCGGUGUUCCGCACACUGUUGAGUUUGGUGCCAUUGUUGGCCCAGAGUUCUCUCCAGACUCAAAGGUGCCUAAGAGUUACUACAAGGGCGGCAUUAACGAAAAGGCGUCAUCAGUUGUACAAAAGUACUGGACCAACUUUAUCCGCUCCCUGAACCCGAACCGAGCUGGACGAAAGUGCAAGACUGAUCAGACAGUCUGGGAGAGAUGGUCAGCGAAUUCGACAAAACGCAUGGUAUUCCAGACGGGCGGAAAGACGGAAAUGCUUGAUAUUGGUGAUGAGCUACGUGAGAGAUGCGCAUUCUGGCACCGAAAUGCCGUAGCAUUGCAUGUAUAAAGACACAAUAGGAACAAUUCACAACAAAAUCAACGUUCAUAUAUUCAUCGCGUUGCUUUUUGCUUUUUUUACUCUCUCCACUCAGCCUCGACGACCGCGAAAAAGGUUACCGGGUCGGCCUUGACGUUGACAACGUGGAAUCUUUCAUCUGCCUGAGUAAACAGCUUGCUCCAGGCCUCUACCUUUCUCUCCUCGCAGUUGAAUAGGCCCAUGAUGCGGAUGUCCGUAGCAGUACCCAUGUGCUGCAUAGUGCGAGGCAAGAUCUUCUUGUUCUCCUCGUUCUGGUUGCCAAUGUAUUCAAACAGGAUGACACGGGAGCCGGUGCGUAGUCCAGGGCGCAGCGCCUGAAGAAUUUUGAUGCUCUGCUCAUCAGGCCAGUCGUGUAGAAUCAUCUUGAGAAGAUAAAUGUCGGCUUGGACGGGCUGAGGCUCGUAGAAAUUGUGCACCUUGAACGAAACGCGGUCCUUGACGUCUUCCGGCAAGUUUGCAUUGAAGACUGGCUCGACCUCGGGAAGAUCCUGCACGAUGAGCUUGAGAUCAGGGAAGCGUCUGGCAAGCUCAAAGGCAUCAUGGCCAGCAGAGCCUCCUACCUGAACGGGCAUGUUAGUUGACCGUUUGUUCUACAGGUUGAUACCUAUUUGACUUACAUCGACAACAGUGGCGUCCCCGGCGGACUUCCAGUCCUGCGCAUCAGCCACAAUACCGUCCAAAUUGAACAGAGCCUUGAGGUACUUCAUAAACUCGAUGACUUGACGCUGACGCCAGCCUUUUCUCUCACCCUCACCGUCAUUCUCGACAAAGUCCCAGAUACGCGUGUGGUUGCCAUACGGACCAUUCUUGUGAAGGAGAGCAAAGGCCGUCUCGUCAAUGUUCUCAGUGAGCUUGGGCUUAUCAAGAUUGAACUUUCGCAGAGACUCGUGCAUGAGCAUCACAGGCGCACCGGCGUCGUCCAGCGUGCAAGACACUAAGCCGCGAAGGCCACUCGAUUUGGCCAUGGCAGCUGAGCGAGAGUUAUGCGCAAUGGACUUGGAACCAUCUUCCGCUUCAACUUCAGCAAAAAUGCGAAGGUUGACGGCAUGUUGUAGCAGUCGGUAGACGACGUCCUCUGGGAGACGGACUUUCUGGGAGAUUUGCGCGUAUGUAGCUGUACCGUCCAAAGGAACGGCAGCCCAGAAAUCAAAGUAGUUUAAGAUGUUGAGGGUAGAAGCGUCUGGGAUAGCCUACGUAGUUCAAAUGUUAGCUUGCACGAUCCCAGAAAACCCCAAGUCAACUUACGGAAUGGGCAUAGUUGAAGAUACUCUCACUGGGUCCCUGUGUAAGAAACCACAUAUCGGUAAUGGCAUCAAUGAGCUUCUGUCUCGUCAUGAACAUCUCGCCGUCCAAGCCUUCAUAUCGCGUGACACUGUCUGCCGCAAAGCUCGGCUGCUUCACAUUGCCAUUUUCCAGCAACUUUGUAAGUGACUGCGUCAGCUCCGAGAUUUGGGCAGCGACGUCGUUGAGAGACUGAUAGUCCUGAGGCAUUGUGUGUACAAAGACAAGGAUGAACUUUCCCUUGUGUUUCUAGGAGAGAGAAUAAGGAGAAGGAAGACAAGAAAACCCCUCACAAUCCUGCAGCGCAGAGCCUCCUUCUAUACACAAACCCCGCCAAGCAUUCUGCACCUCAGCCAUACCAACGCAAGUGGGAAUUCCAGACGCAAAGUCUCCGCAGAUGUGCGACUGCCGAGUGGCUAAUUGGCUGUAAAGGAAGCUUAAAAAAGACAGGGACAAUUGCCGUGGAAAACCGGGGACGACAAGUGUCGUAUUCACC
Messenger RNA from [Torrubiella] hemipterigena, 4321 nucleotides. NCBI's taxonomy places the organism in Eukaryota, Fungi, Ascomycota, Sordariomycetes, Hypocreales, Clavicipitaceae. The record is from the annotation of a GenBank genome assembly.